AUGGAGGUGACCACCGUGUCCCCAUCUCCUGCCUCACCCACUGAAGGAGAUGAUCUGUGUGAGACAGAUGUCACCACUGUGGCCACCCACACUGUGACACUGCUUAUCUGCCUCUGUGGGCUGGCUGGGAAUGGGGCUGUCCUCAGCCUGAAAACCAGGAACUCCGCCGUCUUCUAUCUGACUGUCGCCGACUUCCUCCUCCUUCUCCUCAUUUUCUCCUCCACCCUCGUCUUCCUGGUGGAGGAUGUGUCCUGCACUCCUAUCCUGCCCCUGCUGUACCUGCAUUUAAUUAUCCGCCUGUCACUGCUCUCCUACUACUUUUGGCUGUUAUGGCUGUGGAGCAGAAGAGAUGUGUUUUAUAUGGAGAAGCUCUGGAAGCUCUGCUGCCGCAGGGAACUCCCUCAGUGCCUAUUCAGUGUGGUGGCAAUUGUCGAAAUUGUUCCCAUCAUUGUCUCUAUUGUAGUGACAUUCCUGUGCCCAUCACAUCAGGCGGAGCACUGCGGGGCAGCUGGCAUCUCCAUGUAUAUCAUCAUGCUGCUCCUCUUUGUUACACCAUCGCUAAUUUCUAGCACAGUCGACUACAUUAGGGCCAAGUGCGGCUCCCAGCAGCAGCAGCCCAAGAGGCGCGACAUUGUUACCUCCAUCAUUAAAUUCUUCACUCUCCUUCUCAGCCUCUGCAGUCUCCUGCAGCAGUUCGGUUACAUCCCUGUAUCCUCAGAUGUUUUUUUCCUGCUCACCUGCAUCCACAGCAGCAUCAGAACCUUCAUCUACUUGGCAGGGAGGCGCUGGAGGCCCUGCUCUGUGCAGUCCCUCCAGCUCUCCCUCAAGAGGGUCUUUGAGGAGCCAGGUGAAAACACUGCCCACAGUGAUGAUCCUGCCACGGACACAGUCCUCUGA
Messenger RNA from Melospiza georgiana, 897 nucleotides. Its product is annotated as mas-related G-protein coupled receptor member H-like. Gene Ontology annotation, cellular component: membrane. The coding region runs from base 1 to 897 and encodes 298 amino acids. NCBI's taxonomy places the organism in Eukaryota, Metazoa, Chordata, Aves, Passeriformes, Passerellidae. The record is from RefSeq and is a predicted model, not a curated record. The transcript has a single exon. Gene Ontology annotation, biological process: G protein-coupled receptor signaling pathway. Gene Ontology annotation, molecular function: G protein-coupled receptor activity.